UUACCCAAUUAAUCGGGGUUUGGGCCGAUGAAAUUUGAUUAACCCGGCCCAUUUAGAACCCAUAAUUAUCCUGAAUCAAUCUCGGGCAACCCUAUAUAAAAGCCGUAGACGCAACAAUUCCCCACUCACACGCAUUCUAUCGUCUCAUCAUAGAAGAUUGCUUUUUUCCUCUUUAGCGCGCUUCCAAACCCUAAUCCCUUUUUCUCUCCCAAUCGAAUUAAUUCGGAUUUUUAGGGUUCCAAUCAAUCGUCGAUCGACUCCUAUCCGAUCAUAAACCUGAUUUUAAUCGGUGGAGAAACUGUUAAAUUGAUGAGCGUGAGCCGUUACUCCCUGCUCUCCUUGUUGAUUUCGCGUUCUAUUCUCAACAAUUAAUCGAUCGAUUCACGGCGUUUCGGCGAAGUACACGAUAUUCAAAGUUAGGGCUUUUUCCGGACAUUCGUCGAGGAUUUGCGGCAGAGAGAGUUUCCAUCGAGUCGAGGAGGCGGUGCUGCGGCGGCGUCAGGAGGAGGAGAGGGAUUUGUGGUCAUCUUCUCCGAUCUACCGGAUCUGCAUAAUUUCGGGUCGAUUGGUGGAAUUUGAUCGGAAUACAGAUAUUCGAUUGUCUUUGUGGAAGUCAGAAGAAGUUCUCUGAAUUUGAUUGUUCUGGAGUCCUUGGAGGAUUAGAAGACAAAUUAGUCGGUUUGAUUAAUUUUUGUUAAUUUAUUGCUAAAAGUAAAAAAAAAAGCAGAAAAAGAAAGAACUUGUUGAGUUUUCAUUGUACUUGUGUUAUAAUUAUUUUGGUUUUUUAGUUGAAUGCCAGGGGUUUUAUUUUGUACUACUUGACGGCCUCUAUUUCUGGUUGUGGUUGUUUCUCUCUGUUGAGAGAAAGGAAAGAUAUAAAAAAAAAUAUUGAAAAAAAAAUAUGGCUGUUUAUUAUAAAUUUAAAAGUGCAAAAGAUUAUGAUUCAGUUGCAAUCGACGGCCACUUUAUACCGGUGGGACAGUUGAAAGAAAAAAUAUUUGAAUUAAAGCAUUUGGGCAAGGGUACUGAUUUUGACCUCGUUGUCACCAACGCCCAGACUAAUGAAGAGUACCUUGAUGAAGGAAUGUUAAUUCCCAAAAAUACGUCAGUUUUAAUACGCCGAGUUCCUGGACGUCCUCGCAAGCCAAUAGUUACUGCACCCGUUAUUGAACAAGAGCCAAAAAUGGAGAAUAAUUCUGAUGAUGUUCAAGCUGUAAAAGGUAGCUUUGCUGGAGCAGAUUCAUCUGCCAUGAAAUAUGCUGAAGAGUUAGAUUGGGAUGAAUUUGGAAAUGAUCUUUAUGCAAUUCCUGAAGCUGUACAUGUCCAAUCGAGCAUUCCAGUUCAGGACGCCCCACCUGUUAGCAGAGAGGAUGAGGAGAGCAAGAUCAAAGCUCUAAUCGACACUCCCGCUUUAGAUUGGCAGCAUCAACCUUCUGAUGCUUUUGGCUCUGGUAGAGGUUUCGGACGGGGUAUGGGUGGAAGAAUGAUGGCUGGACGUGGUUUUGGUCGAGGUGGAUUUGAGAAGAAAACUCUACCACCGGGCUACGUAUGUCACAGGUGCAAGGUGCCUGGGCAUUUAAUUCAGCACUGCCCGACAAAUGGUGAUCCCAAUUUUGACAUCAGAAGAGUCAAACCUCCUACCGGGAUUCCAAAAUCGAUGUUGAUGGCUACUCCAGAUGGCUCCUAUGCAUUACCAAGUGGAGCUGUUGCAGUUUUGAAGCCAAAUGAGGCUGCGUUUGAGAAAGAGAUUGAAGGAAUGCCGACCUCGCGUUUUGUUGGUGAUCUUCCACCGGAACUGCACUGUCCACUUUGUAAAGAAGUGAUGAAAGAUGCUGUCCUUACCAGCAAGUGCUGUUUUACUAGCUUUUGUGAUAAAUGCAUACGAGAUCACAUCAUGUCCAAAUCUAUGUGUAUCUGUGGGGCCACAAACGUUCUUGCAGACGAUCUUCUGCCCAACAAGACGUUGAGGGAUACUAUUAACCGAAUUAUGGAAUCCAAUAACAACAGUGGCGAAAAUGGUGGGAGUGCAUUUCAAGUCCAAGACAUGGAGUCACGCAAUCCACAGGCGAAGGUUCCAUCUCCCACACAGUCUGCAGCCUCAAAAGGACAACAAGUCCAUGCUCCACCGCCCCAAGUUGAGGAGACUUCAAAGAUUGAGGAGACUGCUGAAGAAAUUAAAUCCGCCAAUUUACCACUGAAUCAGGGGACAGAGAGAACUACUAAAGUUCCUGAUGUUUCAGAAGCUACACAUGACUCGAGAAAUGUCAAGGAAGCAGUGUCACAAGGAAGUGCUCCCUUGGCUGAUGAAGAGGUGCACCAGAAACCAAUUUCUGGAGAAGCAGGAAAGAAGAAGAAGAAAAAGAAAAUCCGCAUGCCUCCUGGUGCUGCAGAGAUGCAAUGGAGAGGUGGCCCAGAACUCGGACCUGAGAAUUACAUGAUGCCAAUGGCUCCUGCGCCUGGUUUUAAUCCUUAUUGGAAUGGGUGCAUCCAGCCUGGAUUUGAUGGGGGGUUUAUGCCCCCUCCAUACGGGGGUGGUCCUAUGCACCCCCCCUUCAUGGGUUAUGGGAUGAACCCAAUGGACAUGGCAUUUGGACACGAUCCAUUUGGAGGGCCCGGUUGUAUGAUGCCCCCUCCUCCUUAUGGCCCCCCACCUCAGAGGGACCUUGCGGAGUUAGCUAUGGGAUUUAAUGCGGGCCCACCCAUUAUGAGCAGAGAGGAAUUUGAAGCUCGCAAAGCUGAUUUGAAGAGGAAGCGCGAAAUGGAGAGACAACGUGAUGGGAGGGAACUGUCUAAUAAUAAUGGUAGGGAAUACGGAAGAGAAGGAAGCAGUUCAGUCCAUGUUUCUUCGAGACCCAAACCUAAAUCUUCUCCUCCACCACCUUCCGGCGGCUACCGCCAGCGUCCGGAGAAUCAUUCACCGGAUCAUCGAUCUCGAGACCCUGAACUUCCAAGGCCGUCCUCCAAGAAGAAAUCUGAGUAUGAACAAGAAGACCACCACCACCGACGUGAGCAUCAUGAUGAAACCAACCGGCACCACCACCGCAGCAGCGGCAGCCACCAACGCCGCUCUAAGUCCCCAUCGGAAGAAGCAGCUCUCUCUGCAGCUGAAAGGAAACACAAGGCCAGUGUCUUUUCUCGCAUCAGUUUCCCAGGGAAUGACUCAUCAGCUCCCAAGAGAAGAAAGCUCUCGUCUGAUUCUCAACCGCCCGCUGCCGCCAGUGGUGGCGGCUCAUCAAGUCAUAGGGCGACAGCCGCCCUCUCUAAUGGUCACCACCAUGACGACCACAAGGCAGUGUCAGCCUCGAGAAAGAGCAGUGCAGCCGCAGCCAUAGCCGCUGCCGCCGUGGAUAAUGACAGCAGUGACGAUGAAAGGCAUUUCAAGAGGCGGCCUUCGAGGUACAACUCGUCGCCUCCGGCAGCUGCCGCUGCGGAGGAGGAGCACCGCCACUCAAGGGGGUCGAGGGAUAGGGAGCGUGAAAGGGAUCGUGGAGGUUAUAGCAAGCACAGGUGAACUCUUUAGGGCGAGAGAAAUUUGCAAAGCCAGUCUUAAGGCAGGCGGUGGAUUUGACAUGUCGGAGUGAGGCGGCAGGCGGUAGUUGUCAGGCUGUGUAAUGGUUAAGGGAGCUGCUAUGCUAUUCAGUUGUAUUUUAGCUCCACAUUUGCCUCUUUUCUUUUUUCAUGUAAUAAUGAAGGGUGAUGAUGAUAUGACAAAUUAUUUUAUUGCUUAAAUUAAUGAAAUCGGCAUUUUGAUUGUCAAGAA
Messenger RNA from Erythranthe guttata (spotted monkey flower), 3760 nucleotides. Its product is annotated as E3 ubiquitin ligase PARAQUAT TOLERANCE 3. Gene Ontology annotation, cellular component: nucleus. Lineage: Eukaryota; Viridiplantae; Streptophyta; Magnoliopsida; Lamiales; Phrymaceae. Gene Ontology annotation, molecular function: ubiquitin protein ligase activity; zinc ion binding. The record is from RefSeq and is a predicted model, not a curated record. Gene Ontology annotation, biological process: ubiquitin-dependent protein catabolic process; mRNA processing; protein ubiquitination.